Messenger RNA from Glycine soja, 1839 nucleotides. RefSeq lists its product as uncharacterized. The transcript is spliced from 2 exons. The record is from RefSeq and is a predicted model, not a curated record. The coding region runs from base 186 to 1493 and encodes 435 amino acids. Lineage: Eukaryota; Viridiplantae; Streptophyta; Magnoliopsida; Fabales; Fabaceae.
UAAUCACAUGAGGAGCAAGUCAUUGCCGUGUUUGACCUCAAAAAUCAAAAACACGACACAAAAUUCUCGGCAACGCAACUCACGCUGCCCUCAACAACACAAAAAAACUCAGAUUUCAUUCUCCUUUAUGCUCCUCUCUCACCAUUUUUCCGUUAAAAAGAUUAUUAUUCUGAUCGCUCAAAGAGAUGCGAGGAACUAAUGUAAAUGAUGGAAGAGCUGAUAACAACAACACUUUAGAUACUAUAAACGCUGCUGCUUUUGCCAUAGCCUCUGCCCAGAACCGCGUUUCCCAGCCUUCUACCCAGAAGAAAAGAUGGGGGAGCUGGUUGGGCAAAAUUGGGUGUUUUGGAUAUCAAAAAAGCCGAAAGCGCAUUGGGCAUGCUGUCCUAGUUCCAGAACCAACCUGCAAUGGAGCUGAUCCUGCUGCUAGUUCAAAUCAAGCACCUAGUAUAACGCUUCCCUUUGUGGCACCUCCCUCAUCUCCUGCAUCUUUCUUUCAAUCAGAACCUCCCUCAACUGGUGUGUCUCCUGGUGGCCCUGCCUCAAUCUUUGCCAUUGGCCCUUAUGCCCAUGAAACCCAAUUAGUCUCACCGCCGGUUUUCUCGGCUUCAUCCACUGCUCCUUUCACUCCACCUUUCACCACUCCUUCUUCCCCCGAGGUUCCUUUUGCUCAGCUACUUGACCCCAAUAAUAAGAACGCUGAAACCUUUCAGAGGUUCCAAAUAUCUCACUAUGACUUCCAAUCCUAUCAGUUUCAUCCUGGAAGUCCAGUUGCUCAACUCAUAUCACCAAGAUCCACCAUCUCAUCGCCACUCCCUGACUCUGAAUUUAAUGCCACUUUCUCCCAUAUCCUUGAUUUCCCGAUAGCAGACCCUCCCAAGCUUCUCAACUUAGAUAGUAAACUUUCUGCUUGUGAAAACCGGAAGUCAAACCAUGGUUCCGGGUCUCUGACACCCGAUGCUGCGAGGUCCACAACUCAAUCCGCUUUUCUUUCAAAUCAUUGGGUUUCUGAGAUCAAAAUGUCCCCACAUCCAAGCAAUAAUCGCCUCAAUGAGAUUAGUAUAAAUCAUAGAGUUUCCUUUGAGUUAUCAGCCCAAAAAGUGCUAAAAUCUCUGGAAAACAAGCCAGCAGCAUCAGUGUGGACUAAUGUGGUGUCAAAAUUGAAAAAUGAUGCUCCAACAACUGACAAAGAAGAAAAAUCCGUAGAAGCUGUGCUCGAUGAAAAACAAGUAGUUAAAGAAGCUCACAAUGAUCAACCACUGGAAGAAAUCACUUUGGGUGGAGAAAAGGCAACAACAACAGUUCAUGAGAAGGAUCAGUCCUUAACACUUUCUUCUGCUAAAGAAUUCAAUUUUGAUAAUGCAGAUGGAGGAGAUUCGCUUGCUCCCAAUAUAGUUGCUGACUGGUGGGCUAAUGAGAAAGUUGCAGGGAAGGAGAGAGAGGCAUCCAAGGAUUGGUCCUUUUUCCCAUUGAUUCAACCUGGUGUCAGCUAACCAAUAUGGCUUCAUCUAUUUGGCAUUGAUUUUUAAUUUUGUGCCUUGAUGCUUGACAGAACCCAACAGCACACAUCCUAUAAUAUAGAAUCAUAGUAAAUUAAGAUUUGGAAGGCUAACACAGUGAUGGGGUUCUUUUUUGAACUCAAUGGCCCCGAAAAAAUAAAUAGUGAGUUUGCUUAUUAAUUAUUAUGUGUUGUAGUUUUCCCAGGUUUGGAUUAGAAAUAGCUGUACAUUUUUAGCAUCUAUGUUUAUAUUAUAUAUGUAAUAUAGUUGACUGUCAUUAUUGUUAACUAAUGAAGACGAUUAUAAUAUAUAUGGCUGAAGAUCAUGAUUCUUUUUAUUA